This is a messenger RNA of Oryzias melastigma (Indian medaka), 2664 nucleotides long. RefSeq names its product NLR family CARD domain-containing protein 3. The record is from RefSeq and is a predicted model, not a curated record. Lineage: Eukaryota; Metazoa; Chordata; Actinopteri; Beloniformes; Adrianichthyidae. The transcript is spliced from 5 exons. The coding region runs from base 1 to 2664 and encodes 887 amino acids.
AUGACCCUAGAAAUCGAUAUCAGAGCAGCCUCAGUGUACUCAGGAGUGUUCACACAGAUCUUUAGAGAGGAGAGAGGCCUGUACCAGGACAAGGUGUUCUGCUUCAUCCAUUUGAGUGUUCAGGAGUUUCUGGCUGCUCUUCAUGUCCACCUGACCUUCAUCAACUCUGGACUCAACCUCAUGGAGGAAGAACAACAGAAAAAGUCUUGGUUUUCUAAAUUUUUUGAAAGCAGUCCAGUCCAGUUCUACCAGAGUGCUGUGAAUACGGCCUUACAGAGUCCAAACGGACACCUGGACUUGUUCCUCCGCUUCCUCCUGGGUCUUUCACUGCAGACCAAUCAGAGUCUCCUACGAGGUCUGAUGACUCAGACAGGAAGUAGCUCACAGACCAAUCAGGAAACAGUCCAGUUCAUCAAGGAGAAGAUCAGUGAGGAUCUGUCUGCAGAGAAAAGCAUCAACCUGUUCCACUGUCUGAAUGAACUGAAUGAUGGUUCUCUAGUGGAGGAGAUCCAACAGUUCCUGAGGUCAGGACGUCUCUCCACAGAUGAACUGUCUCCUGCUCAGUGGUCUGCUCUGGUCUUCAUCUUACUGUCAUCAGAAGAAGAUCUGGAAGUGUUUGACCUGCAGAAAUACUCUCGUUCAGAGGAGGCUCUUCUGAGGCUGCUGCCAGUGAUCAAAGCCUCCAACAAAAGAAAGUGUCAGAUAGAUGACAACAUUGUCACUUUUGUGAAGAAGGAGCUGAAGAAGAUCCAGAAGCUUCUGAGUCAGAGGGAGGAUGAGGAGGAGGAUGAAGAUGAAGAGCAGAGGAGCAGCAGAGAGUCACUGAUGAAGAUCACAGAGAACUUCCUGAGGAGAAUGAAGCAGGAGGAGCUGGCUGAUCGACUGCAGAGCAGUAAGAGGAUUUCUCUGAAGAAGAAGUUCCAGUGUGUGUUUGAGGGAAUCACUAAAGCAGGAAACCCAACCCUUCUGAAUGAGAUCUACACAGAGCUCUACAUCACAGAGGGAGGAACUGGAGAGCUGAAUGAAGAACAUGAGGUCAGACAGAUUGAAGCAGCAUCCAGGAAAGCAGACAGAGCAGAAACCAGCAUCAGACAAGAAGAGCUCUUUCAACUCCCAGCUGGAAGACAAGAACCAAUCAGAACCGUGAUGACAAAGGGAGUGGCUGGCAUCGGGAAAACAGUCUUAACACAGAAGUUCACUCUGGACUGGGCUGAAGGCAAAGCCAACCAGAACAUCCACUUCACAUUUCCAUUCACUUUCAGAGAGCUGAAUGUGCUGAAAGAGGAGAAGUUCAGCUUGGUGGAACUUGUUCAUCACUUCUUCCCUGAAACCAAAGAAGCAGGAAUCUGCAGCUUUGAAGACUUCCAGGUCAUCUUCAUCUUUGAUGGUCUGGAUGAGUGUCGACUUCCUCUGGACUUCCACAAGACUCGGAUCCUAAAUGACCCUAGAAAGUCCACCUCAGUGGGUGAUCUGCUGACAAACCUCAUCAGGGGGAACCUGCUUCCCUCUGCUCGCCUCUGGAUAACCACACGACCUGCAGCAGCCAAUCAGAUCCCUCCUGGAUAUGUUGACAUGGUGACAGAGGUCAGAGGGUUCAAUGAUCCACAGAAGGAGGAGUACUUCAGGAAGAGAUUCAGAGAUGAAGAGCAGGCCAGCAGGAUCAUCUCCCACAUCAAGAGAUCCCGAAGCCUCCACAUCAUGUGCCACAUCCCAGUCUUCUGCUGGAUCACUGCUACAGUUCUGGAGGAUCUGCUGAAGAGCAGAGAGGGAGGAGAGCUGCCCAAGAGCCUGACUGAGAUGUACAUCCACUUCCUGGUGGUUCAGGCCAAAGUCAAGAAGGUCAAGUAUGAUGGAGGAGCUGAGACAGAUCCUCACUGGAGUCCAGAGAGCAGGAAGAUGAUGGAGUCUCUGGGAAAACUGGCUUUUGAGCAGCUGCAGAAAGGAAACCUGAUCUUCUAUGAAUCCGACCUGACAGAGUGUGGCAUCGAUAUCAGAGCAGCCUCAGUGUACUCAGGAGUGUUCACACAGAUCUUUAGAGAGGAGAGAGGCCUGUACCAGGACAAGGUGUUCUGCUUCAUCCAUCUGAGUGUUCAGGAGUUUCUGGCUGCUCUUCAUGUCCACCUGACCUUCGUCAACUCUGGACUCAACAUUAUGAAACAUAAGAGAGAUUCCAAGAUCUUUAAACUGAAACAAAGCAGUCCAGUUCAGUUCUAUCAGAGUGCUGUGAAUACGGCCUUACAGAGUCCAAAUGGACACCUGGACUUGUUCCUCCGCUUCCUCCUGGGUCUUUCACUGGAGACCAAUCAGAGUCUCCUACGAGGUCUGAUGACUCAAACAGGAAGUAGCUCACAGACCAAUCAGGAAACAGUCCAGUUCAUCAAGAAGAAGAUCAGUAAGAAUCUGUCUGCAGAGAAAAGCAUCAACCUGUUCCACUGUCUGAAUGAACUGAAUGAUGGUUCUCUAGUGGAGGAGAUCCAACAGUUCCUGAGUUCAGGACGUUUCUCCACAGAUAAACUGUCUCCUGCUCAGUGGUCUGCUCUGGUCUUCAUCUUACUGUCAUCAGAAGAAGAUCUGGAAGAGUUUGACCUGCAGAAAUACUCUCGUUCAGAGGAGGCUCUUCUGAGGCUGCUGCCAGUGAUCAAAGCCUCCAACAAAGCUCUGUAA